Molecule: messenger RNA, 687 nt
Organism: Dovyalis caffra
Lineage: Eukaryota; Viridiplantae; Streptophyta; Magnoliopsida; Malpighiales; Salicaceae
Source: the annotation of a GenBank genome assembly
AUGGUACUUUCGCCAUAUCUACUCCUCUCUUUGCUUGUAACACUAGCAGUCAAUACCGUUGCAGCCGAGGACUGCACAGUCUACACAGUCACCAACAAUGCGAUUGCAACGGCUGGCGGAGCCCGGUUCACCAGCGAUAUCGGAGUGGAUUAUAGCAAGCAAAUACUAGCAUGUGCAGCAGCAUUCAUAUGGAGGAUCUUCCAACAGACUAACCCAGCAGAUAGAAAAAAUGUUCAAAGGGUUGACUUGUUCAUCGAAGACAUGGAUGGUGUUGCAUACGCUGACAACAAUGAGAUUCAUGUCAGCAGCAACUAUAUGGGGAACUACACUGGUGAUCUGAAAAGAGAAAUCGGUGGGGUGCUCUACCAUGAAAUGACACACAUAUGGCAAUGGGACGGUAACGGAACAACUCCGGGAGGACUGAUUGAAGGGAUUGCUGAUUUUGUAAGGUUAAAGGCUAAUUAUGCACCUAGUCACUGGGUGCGACCAGGGCAGGGUGAUAGUUGGGAUCAAGGGUAUGAUACUACAGCUAGGUUUUUGGACUCUUGUAAUGAUCUUAGAGAUGGGUUUGUGGCUGAGCUUAACAAGAUGAUGAGAACUAGUUAUAGUGCUCAGUACUUCGUUGAUCUGCUGGGGAAGACUGUUGAUGAGCUUUGGACAGACUACAAGGCCAAGUAUGGAAAAUAG